ACCGUGACGUAGGGCUAGUCCAGAAAACGCGCGCACCGCUUCCUGGGGCAGGUUAUGCUCUCAUGCGGAGGUUCAGACUUUCAUGAGCUAAACUGGCAACAGUUUUCCAUAUGGUGAUGAACAGCAAUUACGCGCGCCUUUCUGGAAAAUGUCCCGCCAGACUGGAAUGUCGUUUGGAUUCAACAAUGGUUAACCCACUAAAUUAGCUGAGUAUUUACUUUCAACGAGUUCUUGUCAGCUUGUUUUGCGUUGCUAGAAGUUCGACCAUCGUUACAGCACAUCAGUGAAACAUGAUGAAGAAAGAGAUUGCAGCAGUGGUGUUUUUCCUGAAAAGACUGAUCAAGAAGGUGGAAAGGUUGGAUACCCAGAAAGUGGACUUGUUUGUGGAGCGGUUGACUGUUGUCCUGCAGGAGAAGUUCAGGGGGCAUUGGUAUCCUGACAACCCCAGCAAAGGACAGGCCUUCAGGUGUAUUCGGGUGAACAGGUUGCAGAGGGAGGAUCCAGAGCUGCUGCGGGCCUGCCAGGAGAGUGGGGUUCAGUACAAGGACCUUGGCCUGCCCAGAGAACUCACCCUGUGGGUGGAUCCAGGGGAGGUGUGCUGCAGAUAUGGAGAGAGAAACCUUGCUUUCACUGUUGCCAGUUUCUCUGGUGAUGACAAAGAGUAUGUGACCAGCGCUGUCGAGCGGGUGACCUCUGACUACCACUCCUGUUCCUCCUCAGACGAGGAUAGUGGCCUCAGGGAAACCCGUCCUCCCCCUACCUUCCCUCAAAAUCGCCAUAAAUACCAGGUGAUCUACCCAGCUACUCCUUUGUGGCGUCCUCCGGUGCCCAAGCAGAAGAUGUGGCCGGGUAAAGGAUAUAAUGGACCUCCACGUCCUCCUCACUAUGACUUCAGAACUCAAGGUAGACCCACCCAGCCCUUCAGACACAACGACUGGGCCCCACCUGGCCACAGAAGGUGGCACGGAUACUGGGGUGGCACUCCAGGCCUGGCUCACUGUUAGGGACCACCGUAGCAAGUGUUGCUGUUAGUGUUAGCCUGUUCCAGGUUCCCUGAGCUGUGAAAGGGUGUCCACUAGAGCAAGCAAUAUAGUUCUUGUUGGAGGAGAAUGAGAGGGCAAACAAAAAUUCACUAACAUGACUGACCACAUUUUUAAAAACUAUUUUAGUAGUUUAAUAGUCACUCUGGAAACUCUUGAAUUUGUUUAAUUAUUUUUGUGAUAAGAACAUUAACUCUUUGCACUUUAGAUAAUUUGUAAUCGUGUGAGUAAAGGAAUCUACAGUUGUAAUGGAGAAGGAAUAUUGGAAUUUGUAUUUUCAUGUAUUUUAUAGCUAUGAAGAUAUAUGUAUUUAUAUUUGAUGGAUAAUUGUAUGUUACCUACUGUACUGUCCAUCAGUUAUGGUCUGAGAAUUUAUUUAUUCAGUUUACUCAUGAAUUGUGCCAACCUCUUAAAUUAUGAGACAUUAAACAAAUGUUCAAAUCA
Oncorhynchus tshawytscha (Chinook salmon) is the source of this 1484-nucleotide messenger RNA. It is a transcript of the gene btg3, whose product is annotated as B-cell translocation gene 3. Lineage: Eukaryota; Metazoa; Chordata; Actinopteri; Salmoniformes; Salmonidae. The coding region runs from base 291 to 1004 and encodes 237 amino acids. Gene Ontology annotation, biological process: negative regulation of cell population proliferation; negative regulation of mitotic cell cycle. The record is from RefSeq and is a predicted model, not a curated record. Gene Ontology annotation, cellular component: cytoplasm; nucleus. The transcript is spliced from 6 exons.